CGAAGCUGUUCUCUCACAGCUGGACGAUGGGCGCCUUCAUCUGCAAGCUGCUGCAUUACCUGCAGAGCGUGUCCGCCAUCUGCUCCGUGCUCACGCUCACCGCCAUGAGCAUCGAGAGGUACUACGCCAUCGUGCACCCGAUGCGAGCAAAGUACACGUGUACCAUCCGUCAGGCUCGGAGGGUGAUCCUCAUCAUUUGGACGGCUUCUCUGCUGCUAGCUGUGCCCAUCAUCUUCGUACAGGGUCACAAGGAGGUGGGAACGCACGUCCGUGCGUACUGGUGCAUCCGCGAUUGGGAGAUCCCGCUGUGGUGGCGGCUGCACGAGGUGUACAUGCUGCUGCUCAUCCUCGUCAUCCCCACCUGCAUCAUGACGGCCACCUACAGCGCCGUCUGCUGGGAGGUGUGGCGCGUCACCAAGACGCGCCACGGCAUGACCGCCGGCUCGUUAAAAUCUUCUGGUUCGUGCCGGCACAGCGAAAGUUUCAUCCUGCGGUCCAGCAAGAAAGGAGGAACAGUUCACACGUGUUUGAAGAAGACUCCGUCCAGCAGGUCUGAAGACGACACCGCUGCUGUCAAGCAGCUAAUCAAGAUGCUGGUGGCAAUUGUCAUUCUCUUUGUCGUCUCCUGGGGGCCAUCACUAAUUGACAAUGUGCUGACAGCUUAUGGUGUUAUACCUUGGCAGAAACAUGGAAUGGUGUACAAAGACAUGAGCACAGCCUUCUUGCUCAUGGCUUACUGCAACAGCUGUAUCAACCCUGUGGUGUAUGGCUUUAUGUCAAAAAAUUUCCGAGAGAGCUUCAAAAAGGCCUUGUGCCGGUGGCAUAACUAUGGUGCACUGACACUUCAAGGAUCCUCCUACAAGAACAAGAGGCACAUGUCACUCUCGCAGACACGGACCACUUCUGUCCGCUUUGGACGCAGUACCUCUGUAAGCGCAAAUCAAAGGUGACAUUGGAACCAAGAGCAAGAAGAAGAACUUUAAAGAGUUACAAACUGUACGGAGUCUAUCAUGUCUACAAAGUAGAACAUUUGGUAACAUGCAGAGACUUGCAUUGACAUCGUGAUGAAGUGCUAAAAAUACUAAGUAUUUCAGUUCGUGAAUACAGUCUGAAGAAUUUCUAGAUGUUAAAGUGAUUAUAUAGUAAGUCAUACCUGAUAAAAGAAUAAUGGGAUAAAAACUGUUACUCUGAAGGAUUUCAGUAUACUUCUCUGAAUAAAUAAUCAAACAAGAAGGGACUGGCUGUAAUUCUGCCACUGCUCUAUGAUUAGUACUAAACUAUUUUAAAGAAAGUACAAGACUUUUUCCAUUUACUGUGUUCUUGCUGUGUGUGACUGUAUGAAAUAAAAGGAGUGUUGGCUUUUUUCUGGAAGGAACAAUAUAGUAUGUUUUGGCUAAAUGAGAAUCUGUGUUGGUGUAUGAAAACAUUUUGCUGUUAGUAAAUUAAAAGUAUAUUGACAUUUGUUCAGACUUUUAUGAUGUGUGUUAAUGGAGUGCUAUCUGUUCCUGAUAGAACAAACUAUGUACCAGUAUCAAAUAGUAUUAGAUAAAUGAAACUGUAAAUGUUGUCUACU
Molecule: messenger RNA, 1573 nt
Organism: Schistocerca serialis cubense
Lineage: Eukaryota; Metazoa; Arthropoda; Insecta; Orthoptera; Acrididae
Product: pyroglutamylated RF-amide peptide receptor-like
Exons: 7
Coding region: 27-950 (307 amino acids)
Biological process (GO): G protein-coupled receptor signaling pathway
Cellular component (GO): membrane
Molecular function (GO): peptide binding; neuropeptide Y receptor activity
Source: RefSeq, a predicted model, not a curated record